Molecule: messenger RNA, 504 nt
Organism: Microplitis demolitor
Lineage: Eukaryota; Metazoa; Arthropoda; Insecta; Hymenoptera; Braconidae
Exons: 2
Coding region: 1-504 (167 amino acids)
Biological process (GO): DNA repair; telomere maintenance
Molecular function (GO): DNA helicase activity
Source: RefSeq, a predicted model, not a curated record
AUGAAUCAUUCUGAUAAUAUUCUAUGCAAUAUUUCUAAGCAGAGUUAUAUGGCUCACGUUAUCAGAGAAGCAAAACUGAUAGUAUGGGAUGAAUGCACUAUGGCUCACAAAAAUGCUAUUGAAGCUCUCAACAGAACUCUUAAGGAUAUAAGAAAUAGUGACCGAAUAAUGGGUGGAAUAACUGUUGUUUUAGCUAGUGACUUCAGACAAACUUUACCUGUUGUACCACGAGGUACACGUGCAGAUGAAGUCAAAGCCUGUCUCAAAUCCUCAGUUUUAUGGCCUCAUGUUAACGUACUGUCUUUGAAAAUUAAUAUGCGCGUUCAUAUACAACAUGAUUUGAGAGCAGAAGAAUUUUCAAAGUUACUCAUUGAUAUAGGGAAUGGACAAAUUUCAGAAGUUGACGGACGAAUAAGUAUUCCGGAUAACCUAGGUGAUAUUGUUGAUGAUUUAACUACAUUAACUGAUAAAAUAUACCCAGAUAUCAAUAAAAUUGGAUCGUAG